Messenger RNA from Bombina bombina (fire-bellied toad), 3579 nucleotides. RefSeq names its product RNA binding motif protein 12 (gene RBM12). Bases 320 to 2968 code for a protein of 882 amino acids. The transcript is spliced from 4 exons. NCBI's taxonomy places the organism in Eukaryota, Metazoa, Chordata, Amphibia, Anura, Bombinatoridae. Gene Ontology annotation, molecular function: RNA binding. Gene Ontology annotation, biological process: regulation of RNA splicing. Gene Ontology annotation, cellular component: nucleoplasm; ribonucleoprotein complex. The record is from RefSeq and is a predicted model, not a curated record.
GCCAUUUUGUGUGGGCUGCUGAAAGGCUUCGCGAAAUAUAGCAGCUGAAAAUCAGAGAAAAAGGGAGAAAACAAGAAGCUAGGAGAAACGAGUGUUUUCCUUCUUUGUUUGUUCUCUCAUUUUUGUGUUACAGUAAAACAGAUAUCAGCGUCUUAAAGACAUUUUUAAUUGGUUGCCUACAGGAUUGAAUUGCCUUCAUGUUAAGGAGAGCUAUCUGAUUAUUACAGCUCAAUACUGUUUGUGGCUGCAUGUCCUUGUGUUUGACCUAGCAGUGUGCCUCUGGGAGAACUUCAAAACUGGUGUGUUGUUUCAGAGCAGCAUGGCUGUGGUCAUCCGCUUGCAAGGCCUGCCAAUUGUGGCGGGGACCAUGGACAUUCGCCACUUCUUCUCUGGAUUGACCAUUCCUGAUGGUGGUGUGCAUAUUGUAGGGGGUGAACUGGGUGAGGCUUUCAUCGUUUUUGCCACUGAUGAAGAUGCACGGCUUGGCAUGAUGCGGACAGGUGGUACGAUCAAAGGUUCAAAAGUGUCAUUGUUGCUAAGUAGUAAAACUGAAAUGCAAAAUAUGAUUGAACAAAGUCGUAGGCGGUUUGAAACUGCAAGUGUAGAUUUGCCACCUGCAAAUUCAAGCCGUUCUGGGCCACCUCCCAACACUGGGAUUGGAACUAGCCCUGCAAUGACCAGAGUAAAUUUGCCAACUACAGUGUCUAGUUUUAGCAACCCUCCUACUAGUACAGUAACUGCAGUUACAUCUGUACCAGAAAGCAAUAAGAACAUCACUACGUUCUCAACAGCCAGCAUUGGAACUACACCACCAAACCUUGGAGCUCCCUUUUGUAAUCCAACAUUUAGUUCUACAAUGUCUAGUGUAGCAGCACCUUUGGCUACUGUACCACCACCACCGAUUCCUCCACUGCCAACAAUGCCUACCCUGCCAACCUUGCCACCUAUGCCUUCUAUGCCUCCCAUGAAUGUCCCUCCGCCAGUACCUACCUUACCUCCAGUUCCCCCAGUUCCACCUAUCCCACCUGUCCCUCCAGUUCCACCAAUGGCUCCUAUUCCACCCAUGUCAGGGAUGCCUCCCAUGAAUCCACCACCAGUAGCACCAAUGCCUGCAGGAAUAAAUGGUUCUGGAUCGUUACUACCUAGUAAUAUGAACCCAUUGUUUCUUGGUCCCUUAAAUGCAAUGCAGCCUAACCCGACAAAUACAAUGAAGUCACAUCAUAUCAAUCAGGAUGAUCCUUAUGUUUGCCUCGGUGGUCUGCCUUUUCCCGUUUCUGAAAAUGAUAUUAAGGAUUUUUUCCAUGGUUUGAGGGUAGAGGGUGUAAUACUUCUUAAAGACCAUAUGGGUCGCCUCACAGGCAGUGCACUAGUAAAGCUUCUCACUCCCCAUGACUCAUAUGAAGCUUUGAAAAGAAAUAGAAUGUUAAUGGGUCAGAGGUUUGUUGAAGUCACCCCAGCAACUGAGAGACAGUGGGUACUUUCUGGUGGUUACAAUGCAAAGCAAAGCUUAGGACCUCCUGGGCUUCCUCACUUUUUGCAGCAGUCAUUGCCCAGAUCCAAGUCACCCAGUGGACAGCAGCGUUCAAGGUCCAGAUCUCCACAUGAGCAUGGUUACUGUGUUUAUCUGAAAGGGUUGCCAUAUGAGGCUGAAAACAAACACUUAAUAGAGUUCUUUAAAAAUUUAGAUAUUAUUGAAGAUAGCAUAUACAUAGCAUAUGGGCCCAAUGGUAAGGCAACAGGCGAAGGUUUUCUUGAAUUUAAAAAUGAGGUGGACUAUAAGACUGCAUUAUGCCGUCAUAAACAGCAUAUGGGAAACCGUUUUAUACAAGUUCACCCCAUAACUAAAAAAACAAUGUUUGAAAAGAUAGAUAUGAUUCGUAAAAAACUGCAGAGUUUUAACUAUAUUGAUAAUAAAGACCGUCCACUAAAUAUAGAGGCAGAACAGCAUGUACACAGAAUGUGUGGACACUUGUCAAAUCUACCGUACAGUGUCACAAGGCAUGAGGUUCUCCAGUUUUUUCUAAUGGAAGGUGUAGGGGUUGAUGAGAACAGUGUGCAUGUCCUAACAGAUACCAAUGGACAAGGUUUAGGUCAGGCACUUGUUCAGUUUAGGAGUGAAGAAGAUGCACGCAAAUCAGAGCACCUACACCGUAAGCAGCUAAAUGGGAGAGACGCUUUCUUGCAUUUAAUUAGCACUGAAGAGAGGAAAGAAAUCGAGAAAAGUCCUCCAAUGCAAGGUAGGAAAGGGUUUAAAAUGCCAAUGCAUAAUCCCCCUUUAUCACUUGGAAUUAAUUCUGGGGGGGAUGAGUUUUGCCUUUUAAAUACAAGUGUAAAAGAUACAAACAGUGGUCCAAAUUUUAACUUCCCUAGUAACUUUAGUGGGCCAAAUAACCCUUUUGCUCCUCCCAUUCCACCUCCGUCUUUAGGUGGUGGCUUUGUAGAUACAAGGUCAGCUCCCCCUGUCCCACCUAAUGUUACUAGUUCAGCAGUUGAUUCCCAAAGCUUUGGGGCUGGGUCUAAUAGUUUCAGUGGGCCACCGUCUUCAUUUGGAAAUGGGCCACCACCAUUUGGAAAUGGACCUACAAAUUCAAAUGUUCCCCCUAACUUUAGUGGUGGUCCUCCAAAUCUAGCAACUGGCCCUGGAGGUAUAGGUGCACCACCCGGUUUUGGACCAGGGAAUCUACAAAUGACUGGGCCCCCUGGAUUUGGGUCUGGGUCUGGAAAACCAGGGCCAACUGUAAUCCGGGUACAGAACAUGCCUUUUACAGUUACAGUAGAUGAAAUAUUAGACUUUUUUUAUGGGUAUCAGUUAAUUCCUGGUUCUGUAUGCCUUAAGUAUAGUGAAAAAGGCAUGCCAACUGGGGAAGCCAUGGUUGCAUUUGAGUCCCGUGAUGAGGCAAUGGCAGCAGUAGUAGAUCUAAAUGACAGACCUAUUGGUUCAAGGAAAGUUAAACUUGUAUUAGGAUAGAACUUAACAUACUAUAUUAUAACUAGACCAGCAUCAUAUUGUGGGUUACAUCUCAAGAUAUAGUGUUAAUUUACACACGUAGACUAACACUAUAGAUAGGUUUGUUAGAGGAAGAUGCAAGAGUGCUUUGACUUACUAUUUACCAAACUGAUGCUGUUGCAUUUCCUGUAAUCAUUCCUAUAAGUUAAAACUUGCGUGAGUUUAUUCAAGUCCAUCAGGUUUUGCUGGUUUAGUUUUCUUCUACAUUAUUUUCAUUUGACAAAAUAUUUUUGAUACUAGAUAUCUAUCAUAUUGGAGGCUACAUCAUCUUUACAUUUGUGUGAUUAAAGAUGGCAGAUUAUUUAGUUUAAAAUAAGCUUAGUUCGAAAUAUUAUGCUUUUCCAUUCAUGUGUUUUUUUGUUGUUUUUUUUUUAAUUCAAGCAUUUAUUAUCAUGCUGCUUGUGUAAGGCGGUAUGUAGCAAACUAAUAUACCUGAAGCUAUUUUGUUGUUGAAAAACAAUAUCGUACACUUUUGGAAGUUGUUUAUAUUGUCAUAACUGUAUCUGACUUUGCCACAUGCUUAAAACUGCUGAAGACAUCUUUAAUAAAAUGCAUGUUCCAUAUUAGGCACA